AUAAUGCAAAAGGUUAAUAAUAAAUGUUCUAUAUUUAGACUUCACAGUUAAUAUAAUGUAAGUUUAGACAAUCUACUUCCAUUUACAAAUCGCCUGUCAUUACGAUGAAAGUGUUGAAUGUAUAUAAUUUACUGCAGCGUACAACUUUUAAAAGUGAUCUUGAGACGUUACAUAAUUUUUCUGUAAUGUUCAUCUUUCUGUUCAUAGGCAUUCCCCUCCUGGAGUAGAGUCCGGCUCGUCAGUCGAUAUUCUCCCUGCGCGGGCAUUAUUAAGGUGUGGGGAGGGGGGGAACGCGUGGCUAAAAUUCUCAUCUUGGAAAAGGUACUACAAAACAAAAUACAAAUAUUCCUGCAAUAAACGCAAACUAUCCUCGAAAAGUGAUUAAGCAAAAGAAAGAGAGAAGGCGAACGAUCGAAGACAAGUACCAAGCGAAAAAGCAACAAGAUUUCUCCUACUUACACUGCCUGCACACAAGAAACACUGCAUCGAGAGCUGCACGUGCUUUCUCUAAAAAAGAAGAAAGGAAAAAAAAUUCGCGUCGCUGCAUACACGCGCACGAAUGAGUUGCUUCAAGAAGUUCGUACGAUCUGAUAUGCGACGAAGCUCUCGUCUGUCUCUCUCCUGCUGAAGAGGAAGAAGAAAGGAUUGUGAACUGAAUUUGUGGACUCUACCAUUCAUCUUUUUGAAUAUCAAGACGGAAAACGUUAACGAGGAAUGAACAUAAGCGGAAUCACGGAUAAUUCGGCGUCUUUUACAUGUGACAGACCAUUCGUCGGUAGUUUUUAAGUGUCCCCCUUUUCUGAUUGAUUCGCCGUGACAAUAGAUAAGAACCAUCCCUUAUAUAAUAUAUAUAGGUCCGCGUAUUGAAGCUAGCCAAUACAUUAUAAUUACACCUACAAAAUCGACCGACUGCAUCGAAAAAUUUGCUGGUAAAUGAUUGAUACGAGACGAGCCGAGCACCGUUAGCGUCAAGGUUGCACGCAGAUCUUUUGAUAAACUCGUCGCUUCGAGCAUCUCCCGAAAGUAUAUGAAUAGUAUGCUUAGCAUAUAGUUAAUUGGACGACACUAAUCGGACGACGCUCAUACACACAGGCUCGUUGUCGGCCUACAGUGAAAAAAACUGGUUAGCUCUCAUUCAUGAGGAUACUUUAAUUAUUUUGCUUGAGAAUUAAAUUACAAGAAAAACAAAUCCGACGCAAAUCUUUUAUAAAAGAACAAUUUUUUGAUACUGAAAUCAUAAAGAGUAUUUUGCAAGAAUUGAAGCUUUCAUUAAGAGUCAAUCUUGUCUUCGGGGGUGAAGAAAGUUUUACAAAUAGAACGAAUAGGGUCCUUGAGACCCAAAUAAAGAAGCAAUCAUUGAUUCCGACGAGUCGACUGUGAUCAUGGGCGCCCAGGAGGAGGACACCAAGUCCAGCACCAUGGGUGGGGUGUUACCCGUGGUGGAGGUCGCGUCUUUGUUAGAGAAAGCGAAAUUCUAUACGUCCCUCUGCCUGGGCACCACGGCCAUUCUCGCUGUAUUCGCCUUCCUCUUUUUAAUCCCCUUCGUCGUGGAACCUGCCAUUUCUACAAUCUUGGCUGACUUUUCACCACACGCGGUGGCCUGUGUCGUCACUGAGCACAUUUACGCCGAGGGAUUGAAAAACUGCUCUUGGGCGAGCUGUAGGGAAGGUUGUACUAGCGCCGCGCUUCGUUGUCAUCAAAUCAGAGUGAACUACACCAGGCUGACGUUUGAAGAAUUUAUGGCGAAACCGUUGGGUUCUAUACCCUGGGAUGUUCCAGACACGAAAUUCUUCGUGAAUACGGAAGGCUGCGGCUACCCACCCAGAGUGAAUUGUUCCGACUUCGCUAAGAAAUUCGGAUAUUCGAACAUGGGCAAGAUAUUUCCUUGCUACUACAGUAGGACACAUCCAGAGACCGUUGUUGCAAGGUACUCUUGGGACGAAAACCUAAGGCACCUAGUACUAGCCUUGGUAGUACCCACGGUUCUGUUCGGUGUGUCUCUUAGCGUGUUAUGUUAUUGGUAUUGUCCACCAAUGGGCAAGACUUGCGGUGGGCCAGGCCGUAAUUUGAUCGACAAAUACACCAGGAAGGAAGACAUCCUGGGAGAGGAUGAGUUCGAGGAAGAUGAGGAAGAAUACUGACUGCUGCCAAGGGCUCACCCCCCAGCACGGGAGUGACGCCGAAGAAACUAUUGAACAAUCCCCCUACAUAUACAUACUUUACGUUCUAAAUUUAAGCGAUCAAUCGAAAGCAAUAGCAACGUUAGGGAAAUUCCGGCAACGAAGACAAACAUAAUUCGUUCGUAUUUCAAAGCGUCUGACUAGUUUCGACCUUUACUACUUUCUACUUUAAUCCAACGCACUGCAUGCUGUAUUUCGAUCGACUGCUUUUAUUGCAGUAUAUCUAUUAACAUAAACGCAUUCAAUUUUAACUCUUUUAAAUUUCGCCUACGAAGUAUUGUACUUUCGCAUAUUACUCGGUCUAUCCGAAUUAUUGCAAUAAAUCAAAAUCAAUAUUGUGUCCGAAUGAAUAAUUCCAUUUUAAAGAUUAUUCCGUCAUGAAAAGUGUAAGCCGACGGAAUCGUACAUCGAAACUGCUGUCGUAUUUGCUAAACCGAGUUAAUCCAAGAUGUCUUUCACAAUAUUUUUACACCGUGCAACUAAACAAAGAUGUAAAAAGUGAACUUUUGAGAAUUUUAUAUACGGACGCAAUAAAUUCUGCUAAAUUGCUGCUCGUGAAAUUUGUGGAGACAGUGAAGUGGGCUAGUUAAUCAAGCGGAGAGCUUUGCUCGAUUAUCUCAGUAUUCGGAGCGGGAUUAAGAGGUACAUGCGAUACAACACAAGGUGCGCCUUCCUACAACGUGAUAACUUUAAACGUAAGGAAACAAAUAAUUAAGCGACACGUUUUAACGGAGCAUUCGUAAUAAGAUAGGUGGUGUUUGUAUUUGUAAGAAAUGAUCGUUCAAAUUCGGGUAAAAUGAUUCUCCAAAUAAUAAAUAAAUGACACUCUGAAAUACAAAAGAAAAAUUGUACAGUAUGUUUAGAAGCAGCAUUAUGCAUCUAAUUAUUUAUCAUUUUAAUCAUAAAUUAUGACAUACUGCUUAUAAUAGUAUUUUCAAAUAAUUUUAUAGAUUGAACUAUUUAUUGUUUGAAAUGUCAUUUUACCCAGAUUUGCGUGCGUUUUAGCUCACGAACCUUGAAACUCGAGGAAAGUUAAAAGAUAAUAAUCGAUCUAUCGAGCAUUUUGUAACAGAUAAGAACUGAAAAUCCUGUGCUGGCGCAUGUCAACCGAGUGAUUUAUAAUUGCUAUUUCAUAUGUUUCAUCAGUAUCAACAGUAUUUGUAUUACAAAGAAGGAUAGAACGAAGGAGAAAAACAUAACUAUUCUUUCCCUGCAAAAUCGAGUGAUUACAGAAGUAGCAAUGACCGCUUUUGAAGGGACAGUAAAAUUAUAAUCAAACUUGCAAUUUUGAGAUGAUAGAAAGGGAAAGGAAGUAACACGGCUGCCUUCAGGAUAUGUUUUCGAACCAAAGAAAAAACUCGUAGAUCUAAGAUUUAGCUCGUAAGUUAGAAUAAUUGAUUAUCGUAUCAAGAUUGAUACAAGAAAAGAUUAUUAUUAUUAUACGCGGGCGUAAGUCGCAUCGUCGAAUGAAUAUAUUUGCAUAAUAGGCGCGCAUGCACGCACCGUACAUAGGAAUAUUAGUUUGUAAUUUUAGCAUGUCAGUUUUCAGUUUAGUUUUCUAAUGGGUCGAGCGAACCGCGUUCCAUAAGUUGCGAAACAACAACUAACGAGCAUUUUAAUAAAUUAAAUAGCAUUAAUUUCCAUUUAAAUCUCGGAGUAUUUGGAAAUUAGUUUAGUUGCUAUAUAGCAUCCUGCCCGAGAUAUCAGAUUCUUAUAUAACAAAUUUAGAACUAGAGGGAGAAAUUGCAAGUCUCAUUUUGCACGUAAUUCUAUCAUUUAGAAAAAUAUAUUGAACAUACAAUUCGUUUUAAUAGACAAAUUAUAAUGAAAAUCAUAGAACUUUCUUAUCUAGUUUUAGCUUACACGUUUAACGUAUAUUUAAAAUUCAUAUGUUUUGUGUGAAACAGUCUGUACAAAUGCAAACUGACGAACUAUUCUAUGAAACUAUUUAACAAACAUUUAGUAUUAUCAAUUUAAGAGAUCGACAAUGAUAAGUAGAAUGGAAUUAUUAAUGCCUAAUUUAUAGUUUAUUUAUCGAAUCUUAAUAGUUUUACUAUUAAAAUGUUACGUACUCACAACUGUGUACUAUCAGUUGUUUCGAAGCGUACGGAAACUGCGUCGCAAACCUGUACAUCUAGAAUGGUUGUGAAUCCUUUACUCGGCCUUAUUCCAGGCGUCCAGAAAGUUGGAAUUGAAAAUUCGCCUCUAGUUGCGAAUUCCAACGGAACCUGCGUUUUGGCACUCAUUCCCCACAAAGCUUGCUAAUCAAUUUCCGUUUAAUACGAUCGGUCGAUCGAUGGGUCGUUCGCGAAUCUUUGAAAUUAGCAACAACAAACAAUACGAACGCUCUCUUGCGCCUUUCUCGCGCUGCGCGAACUGUUUGCUCCAAGAUGCUCGACUCGCGGGACGAUGUGUUCAUGAAAUUGAAUCGAUGAGGGAGAAAAUAAGCAGAAGAAGUAGAAAAACUUGAUAUAUUCUCGAAGAGAAUUCGGUAUAACCAUUAGUUGCUAGCAUAAUACAAAGUGAAGCCUUACGAAUUAUAAGAAAUUAUGGAUAUUAUACGUUGGAACAGGAAACAAAGGAGAGCUAUUUAGUCUUCGAUAGAGGUGAUCAUAUCUAGAUCAUGGAACACUGAUUAAUAAAUUAUAAAUAGGUAACAUCGUGCUUGAUCAACAUAUAAGAGUUUUGGAUUAUUGUUUGGAUAUACGUCCAGCGCAAGCACUUCCAUAUCUUUCAUAUCAGAUCGGUUUAGUGCCAACUCGUUAGUCGAUUAGAAUCUGGCGAAUGAUCAUUCAGUUAAACGUACUUAGAAAAUCAUCGAUCGCGGGAUAAUACGUCGAUACAAUUAGAUAGUUUGUACAAAAUUUUAGAAAUACGAAGGUAAUUGGGGACGAAUCGUUUCAUUGAUGAAAAGAUGAAAGAAUGUGAACAAUGUCUGAAGUGAUGUAAUGAGCGAAUUGUUUGCAAUCUAUGGCAAAACUUGCGAUGGUUACAGAUGAGAAAAUGGCGAUUAUUGUGAAAUCUCUAUUUCUAUUGAUAAUAAUGUGUAAUGCAUGUUAUAUUAUUUGAUUGUUGUACCGUACCUUCCCCUAUUAUAAGUAAGCAGUUAUACUAACUUUCCUUCCUGUCAAUCAUUCCUAUAUUUUUAUUUUUCACUCUUUUUUGAUAAAUUUUUUCUCAACUGAUAGAAGUUCCUGCAUCAUUUUUCUUAUGUCACUUCUUAUUAUUUCCCCGUUCUUCUUUACUUCAUACCCCUUUUUAUGCCACCUGUAUGGAAUAAUAACGAAAUGAAGAACAAUCUAUGAAUAAGGUUCCCGGUCUUUUACUCAAGAAUUUUAAAACUUCAUCAAACUAAUAAUGACUGCUUCGCGCAUAACACUGUAAGUCUUAAAUACAUUGUACGUAAUAUAUUGUAACGUACUCGUUUUACGAUUCAAACGAAUUAUUGUUAAUAAAAGAUUGUAUGAUUUCGUUUGAAAUAUACAGAAGUCUUCUGUUAAAUGCA
Molecule: messenger RNA, 5685 nt
Organism: Ceratina calcarata
Lineage: Eukaryota; Metazoa; Arthropoda; Insecta; Hymenoptera; Apidae
Gene: Teh2
Product: tipE homolog 2 phospholipid transfer protein
Exons: 4
Coding region: 1383-2141 (252 amino acids)
Biological process (GO): regulation of sodium ion transport
Cellular component (GO): plasma membrane
Molecular function (GO): sodium channel regulator activity
Source: RefSeq, a predicted model, not a curated record